Molecule: messenger RNA, 1140 nt
Organism: Schistocerca americana (American grasshopper)
Lineage: Eukaryota; Metazoa; Arthropoda; Insecta; Orthoptera; Acrididae
Product: odorant receptor 43a-like
Exons: 4
Coding region: 1-1140 (379 amino acids)
Biological process (GO): detection of chemical stimulus involved in sensory perception of smell; sensory perception of smell
Cellular component (GO): plasma membrane
Molecular function (GO): odorant binding; olfactory receptor activity
Source: RefSeq, a predicted model, not a curated record
AUGGAGCGCAGAAACACACGUGACAAAGCGACGGAAGGAGACGUUCUCACGUGGGGAGACACUGCAGACUCUGUGCUGAAGUACAACAUCCGCCAGCUGAACGUGUGGGGGGUGUGGCCGUUGCCCGGCUCGGCUCUCUUCCAUGCCUACACGGUCUUCAUAUUCGCGAUGGGCCUCGGAGGGCUGGCGCAGGACCUGGCGAGCGUCUACGUCAGCUGGAGCGAUCUGCAGGAGGUCACCAUGGCCCUCAUCCACAUACUGUCCGUCUGCGGCGGCUUCGUCAAACUCGCGUUCUUCAUUCGUCGGCGGCCCAUGUUCAACGUGCUGGUGCGCCGUACGGACCAGAUGGUAUCUGCCCAAAAGGAGUUCUGCGCCUCGGACGAGAGCCUGCGAGCCAUGUUCAAGGCGUCGCACAGGAAGGCGGUGUACAUCACGCUGUUCGCGUACGGCUACCUGUUCCUGCAGGGCGGUAUCUGGCUGCCGAUGCCACUGAUCGCCUACCCUGGGCAGCGAAAACUGCCGUUCGUGCAGGUGCCGGGCGCCGACACCACCAGUGUCUACCUGUACGCCCUCUUGUACUCUCUGCAGUGCUUAUCGUCGAUGUUCAUCACCUUCGUGGGCGUCACCAUCGAUUGCUUUUUCGCCGUCGUCAUGAUUCACACAGUGGUGCAGUUUAGGAUUCUCAAUGCCCGCAUCAAGGCUUUGCGACCAGAUGUAGCAGCGUCUGCCAGCUGUAGAAUUGUAGUAGGCAGACAGACGAAUUUUCACGAUAACAUGUAUAACCAGCUGUGCCAGUGCAUUCAAACGCACCAACGUUUGCUAAGGUUUGUCAGCUUCCUGGAUUCUGUUAUGAAUCCAGUUGUUAUGACACAGUUCACUUCUGGCGUCAUGGUUGCAGGAGUAACGCUCUUCCAAGCAACAUACGGUGAGGCCGUAUGCGAGGCGCUGUACAGCUGCGGCUGGAUGGAGGCGCCCGCCUGCUUCAGGCGCGCCAUGAGGAUCGUCAUGUGCUGCGCGCAGCGGCCGCUCUCCCUCACCGCGGGCCGAGUGUACGCCAUCAACAGGGCCACAUUCAUCUCCCUGAUGAAUGCAGCCUACUCCUACUACACUCUGCUGCGUCAGGUGAACGGGCGCGACUAG